This is a messenger RNA of Nicotiana tabacum (common tobacco), 624 nucleotides long. The record is from RefSeq and is a predicted model, not a curated record. NCBI's taxonomy places the organism in Eukaryota, Viridiplantae, Streptophyta, Magnoliopsida, Solanales, Solanaceae.
AUGAAGAAGGUAGUUUUGAAUAACAAGACUUUGACAUUUUCACUCGGUGGUGAGGAUGGUGUAUUACGAUGUCAAGGUAGGCUAUGUGUUCCAAAUGUGGAUAAUCUUCGGGGGAGGGUAAUGGCGGAGGCUCAUAAUUCCAGAUUUCAUGUUAGCAUUCGGAUGGCCCCAUUCGAUGCAUUGUACGGGAGGAGUUGUAGGUCUCCGAUUAGAUGGUUCGAAGUGGGUGAAGCAGAAUUGUUAGGGCUAGAUCUCGUGCACCAGGCUAUGGAAAAAGUUAAAAUCAUUCAGGAAAGGCUGAAAACUUCUCAGAGUCGCCAGAAAUCUUAUGCGGACAUUCAUCGAAGAAAAUUGGAAUUCCAAGUAGAUGAUUGGGUGUUCUUGAGGAAAGUGGUUGGAGACCCAUCCACCAUCGUGCCAAUCGAGGCUAUCGAGGUCAAUGAAGAGUUAUCAUAUGAAGAAAUUCCGGUCGCUAUUCUUGAUAGGCAAGUCCACAAAUUGAGAAACAAGGAAGUUUCUUCAGUUAAAGUGCUAUGGCAAAGUCAACAAGUCGAGGAAGCCACGUGGGAAACGGAAAGUGAAAUGAAAGAAAAAUAUCCCCAUCUGUUUGAACAAGUCAAGUAG